Molecule: messenger RNA, 732 nt
Organism: Rotaria socialis
Lineage: Eukaryota; Metazoa; Rotifera; Eurotatoria; Philodinida; Philodinidae
Source: the annotation of a GenBank genome assembly
AUGUCUGUCCAAGAUGAUAUUCCACCAUUGGAAGAUAUUCCAAUCACUACAACAACAACAACGAAACAAGUAUCAGCAACUCCAGUUGUAAAAUAUGUGGAAACACAAACGAAAGAAACAGUUGAAAUCGAUAAGAGCUUUGCUGGUAUGAAAAAAGGAUUUUUAAAUAACAGUUCCAUACAAAAAUCGAAAGCAAACGAAAUAAUUGAAGUAUCAUCUAAAAAAGUGGAACAAACAAAAGAUUUUCGUGUAUUUGAUGAAAUUCAACAAGCUAUCAAGGAAGAACAACAGUCAAAAAAUAGUUGGGUAACAAAUGACCUUUUAAAACAAAUUGAAGAUGAUGAAACAUUAUCACGAUAUUUUUCUAAUCCAUAUUUUAUGGAAGCUAUUACUUUGUUUCAACAAAAACCUGAAGAGGCACUUGCAAAAUAUGGACAUAAUGCUGAAGUUAUGACAUUUUUUGAUCGAAUGGCUAAAAUACUUGGUACACAUUUUACUUCAAUUGUUGAUAAAGAAGAUCAAAAAAAGAAACCAAAUGUUGAUCCAGAAGUCAAUAAACUUUUACAGGAUGAACAAAUUCGAAAGUUAUUACUUGAUCCAGAUGUUAUUAAACUAAUGAAAAUUUUACGUGAAGAACCUGAUAAAGCACAAUGGUUAAUGCGUACAGCUGAUGCAUCAAUGCGCGGUAAAAUUCAACGACUCAUUGAUUUAGGUUUGUUGAGUAUGGCUUAA